Molecule: messenger RNA, 798 nt
Organism: Chelmon rostratus (copperband butterflyfish)
Lineage: Eukaryota; Metazoa; Chordata; Actinopteri; Chaetodontiformes; Chaetodontidae
Product: MIEF1 upstream open reading frame protein-like
Exons: 2
Coding region: 547-798 (83 amino acids)
Source: RefSeq, a predicted model, not a curated record
AUGUUUAGCAGCUGAAGUGUUCAUAUGUACGUGGUUGCUAACGUUAGCUGACGCUACAGUCUCUACGAGCUGACAUUGCACCUGAGAGGCAGUAACGUUUUUGAGUGUGAACCAUUUUUUUCAUACAACAAACAAAAUAUAAACCGAGAAAGGAAAAGCUAAAUAUAUUCUAUAAUCUUCUAUUUUUCAGAGCAGAGAUAGACUCAACAAAAUCGUAGCAUUGGUCGUGGAUGAACUGAGGGAUAAGUAGCUUUUUGCCUCCUUGAAUAUUACUCUUUAUAAUACAGAGCAGAGUGUUCAGUAACCUUGAGUGAAAGGUAGGUAGCUUUGCCUGGCGGUCUCUUGCAUGGUUCGAUGUGCAUUGCAUCAACUGUUUAGAUAAGUUAAUCUGUACAGCAGCAAGCUAUUGCUCUCUCUCUCCACCUAUACUUUGGCUGUGACUCUACUUCAUUCUUCCACCUCCAACCAUUGACAUCCAUUGAUGAUCAUGGAUCCAGCAUGACAACAGAUACAUUUUUGGCCCAUAUGACCUUUCUAAUAUUUUAAAUGUGCCAGGGUGUCCCCCCUCUCUAUGUGUGGUCCCUAAUGGGCGGCUGGUCUCGUAGUGCCGUGCUGGAGCUGUACCGGGCGCUGCUCCGUGCAGGGCGUCACCUUCAGUACACUGACCGUAAUUACUAUCGUCGUGCUGUGGCUCGCGAGUUUCGUCGCUGUCAAGCACUGACAAUACCUGAAGAUAAGGAGGACGCACUGAAGAGGGGCCAGUUCUUUCUCAGCAGCCGAUUGGGUGGGCUUAUGUAG